CCUGUCCCCAAAUUAAUAUAAUUGGUUCAGAGUUUGUUUUGAUAUUUCAACCUGUGUGUUGUGAUCACGUUUGGUGUAGGGGGACAAAAUCAAUUUUCGCAUGAUUGCACGCACAGACGGUUUGGGUAUGGUUUUAGUCUCUGCUCAGUAAGAGGAAGAAAUGGAGCUCAGUUUGAACACACAAACAUGUAAACAUCACCGCCUAGUGAGAGCAAGAAAAGAAGAGGGAAAAGAAGACAUGCUGACAGGAUUUAUCACAAGUUAAAACUACGUUCUCCCACAGGAGCCCUGCAGCCAAUCACACUCACAGUCAAAAAAUCUGACUCACACACCAUGGGCCAGUUUCCCUUACACAGAUUAAGCCUAGGCCCUGGACUAAAAAGCAUUCUCAAUGGAGAGAGUGUAUGUUUGAAUAAUAAUGUGUGUGUAAUUGAGUUUGUGUUGCAGGAUGAUGCAGACGACCCUGUUGCUGUGUUUGGGGUUCCUCCUCUCCCUUUCUUAUGCUCAGUUGUUGGAGACAGAGGAGGCAGGAGGGGAAGAGGAAGCUGUGGAGCUCUUUACCACACCCAGAGCAAAGAUGGCCGCUGCCACCUCUGACUUCGGCUACAACCUGUUCCGGGCCUUGGCGGGUCGCAACCCAAAGACUAACGUGUUGGCCCCCAUCAGCAUCUCUGCAGUGGCCCCCAUCAGCAUCUCUGCAGUGCUCACUCAGCUAUCCAUGGGAGCGUCUCCGGAUCGUUCAGAGAGGUGGUUAUACAGAGCUCUGAGGUAUCACACCCUGCAGGACCCUCAGCUCCAUGACACACUCAGAGACCUACUUGCAUCACUCAGAGCACCUGGCAAAGGCCUCAGCAUCGCUGCACGUGUCUACCUGGCCCGCAGAUUGCGUCUGAAGCAGGAAUACUUUGGCGUGGUGGAGAAGCAGUAUGGGGUGCGGCCCAAGACUCUGAUGGGCGGGGCUAAAGAUGUGAAUGAGAUCAAUGAUUGGGUCAAACAGCAGAUGGGUGGCAAGGUCGACCGCUUCAUGUCCAAGGCCCUGGGACGGAACUCUGGUGUAGUUCCUCUGGGCACCGCCUACUUCAAAGUGAAGUGGAUGACUCGGUUCAGCAAGAGUGGAGUGAUGGAGGACUUCCAGCUUGUUGGAGAGGCUCCUGCCCGCAUUUCCAUGAUGCAGCAGGACAAUUACCCAGUGAAGAUGGGUGUAGACCCAGACCUGGGCUGUACAAUUGCUCAGAUCCAGAUGCAGGAUGACGUCAGCAUGUUUGUGUUCCUUCCUGAUGAUGUCACUCAGAACAUGACCUUGGUGGAGGAGAGCCUGACAGCUGAGUUUGUUCAGGACCUCUCCAUGACCCUUCACCCCGUGCAGACGGCCCUCACACUGCCUGUCCUAAAAUUCAGCUACUCCACUGACCUCCUGGCACUGCUCACUGACCUGGGUCUCGACGAAUUUCUGGCAGACACGGACCUGACCAAGAUCACGUCUCAGGCGGCGAAACUCAGCAGCCUCAAUCAUAAGGUUGUCAUGGAGAUGGCCCCAGAGGGCACCCAGUAUGCCAGCUCCCACCCCGCCUCCACACCCCUUUCGUACUGCGUGGACCAUCCCUUCCUGUUCCUGGUGAGGGAUGAGGCCUCGGGGGCACUGCUCUUUAUUGGCAAGGUGGUCAACCCACGCAAUCUGAGGAUAUAAACACAGACACACACUGCAUUCUAAGCAGGUCCUAGGAGGGUAUCAGCCAUCGUUAAGCUUAAGCUUCUUUGUGUCAUAAAUGCACAAUAUGAGAGGGUGGAUAAGCAGCUAUAUUUACCCAUUGAUCAUAUAAUACAGUUUCUUAGUCAUGUAUGAAAACCAUGCAUACCAUUCAGACUACAAGUUCAGACCAAAAGUCUGAACACUCACAACUGAUAGUCUCAAGUUGUUUUCAGGGAAAAUAAUUUGUGAUUGAAAAGUACACCUCUCAUAAUUUUUAAAUAAAGGCACAAACUUUAACCCCCCCAAAAUACUCUUCAUAAUAUUGUCAAUUGCGAUGCAAUAAAUAAACAUUGAAGUUAAGUCUU
Oncorhynchus tshawytscha (Chinook salmon) is the source of this 2055-nucleotide messenger RNA. RefSeq names its product pigment epithelium-derived factor-like. The record is from RefSeq and is a predicted model, not a curated record. Gene Ontology annotation, molecular function: serine-type endopeptidase inhibitor activity. Gene Ontology annotation, biological process: negative regulation of endopeptidase activity; negative regulation of angiogenesis. Lineage: Eukaryota; Metazoa; Chordata; Actinopteri; Salmoniformes; Salmonidae.